GGGCACACGCGAGCGUCUGUGUUGUUGCAGAGAGUGGUGUUUUUAGUUCUUCCCUCAGUUCGUCUGAAUCGUCUCUGACCUGAAACCUUUGUUCCUCUUUUGCCCCCUUUCAUUCUCUCCCUCUCUUUCUUUAGACUAGGGGAGGGGAAAUGGCGAUGACAAUCAUUGCUGUGUCCUUCCUGAUAGCUUGAGGUCUCUCUGUCUCUGUCUCUCUCUCUCUCUAGUUGCAGUACGCCCACUUUCUUCCUCUUCUUCUUCUUCUCUCUACUGGAGAGGAAUGGAUUACCGGAACAUGAAAGGGAGAAAUUUGGAGAUGCUGAGGAGGAGGAGUGGAGGAGUGAGGACGAAGCAGGCAGGGAGGGGAUCCUGCAGAGGAAGCUAGAAGGGGACGAUCUUUUUUCCUCUCUUUGGUCUCUGAUUUGUUUGUUCUAUCUUAAUCUUUUUUGGGUGGGAGUGUGAAGUUUUUUCCUGUAGUGGGAGUUUCUUUGGCUUCGGGGGAUUCUGGAGAUGGGAUCGCUGUUGAGGGAGGUGCUCAAGAGCAUCUGUUCAGGGAAUGGCUGGACGUAUGCGGUAUUCUGGAAGCCCAAGCAGCGAAAUCCAAUGAUUUUGGCGUGGGAAGAAGGACAUUUUGAGCAGGGAUUAUAUCCAGGGCAAUUUGGUUCUGCAACAGGAAGCCGACCAGUGCUUUUGGGAGAAUGGGAAUUGAGUCACCAAAGAAACAGUGAAUCUAAGUCUUCUGGAAAUGAUCGGUUGGGUGUGCUUUUCUCAAAGAUGAGGGACCAGGUUCAUGUGAUUGGGAAAGGAAUUGUGGGCAAAGUUUUUCUCACGGGAACACACAGAUGGGUCUUCCAAGACACUUGCAUGGAUGAAGGAUAUACCUCUGAGGCAGUUGUUUAUGGAACUAGUUUUGAGAACUCUGCUGAAUGGUACCAUCAGUUUUCUGCAGGAAUACAGACGGUUGCCAUUAUUUCUGUAUCAUCACAUGGUGUUCUUCAAUGUGGUUCAGUUAAAAGGAUUGGAGAAAGUAUGGGCUUUGUCAAUCUUGUGAGAAAUAUUUUUAUGCAGUUUGGUGUCAAUAGUGCUUCAUCGCUAGAAAUUAUGCCCAUGGUAUCAGGGCAGAACAUAAAUCUGCCCAAGUUUUCUGAUGUUUAUGGUGAUAUUGGUUCAGCUGAUAUUUGUCAUGUUAAAAUGGAAGGACCUGAAACCUCUCUUAGUGAGAUUCCUGGCAAACCUAUCUGUCAGCCUGGUAGCUUCUUAUCUAAUGACCUCCAAACCUGUAGUUCUCUACUUGAAACCCUUGGUGGUGCCAUCUGUUCUAAUGCUUCUACAGUUCCCUCAGUUUCCUGCUCGGUUAUUCCUUCUACAGAAGCUUUUGGGGAUUUGUUUCAGCAGAAGGCUCUUCUACCAGUGAAGCCCAACUCGUUGCCUAAGGACCAAUUGGAGUUUGCAUUGACAGGAGGAACCACAUCUGCCAUUUUAGACCCUUCCAUGCAAUUAAACCAACACAUCUCACAAAGAUCAGCCAAAUCUUGUGGCAAUGUAAAUAAGUUGCAGCAACAGAGUGUGCCAAAUAACAUUCCCCUUCUGGACUGUACAGUCUUUCCAAAACAUGAAAUUGAUGAAAACAAGAUGCUUCUUCUACCUGACAUUUCCUCUGGUUUAGUUUCUAACAGAAGUGAUAUAGUUAAUUCUAGAACUGGUAUUAGUGAACCUAUAAAUUCAGAUCCAUCUGUUUCGUGGAAGUUAGUUCACACCCAUCAGUCUCCUUUUCCGCAGAGUACUCGCAUUCAGUAUGCUGAUUUAGCUUCUGUGCCCUUGUCUUCCGGUGAUUCAAAAGAACUAUGUGAUUUCCAGAUUAAUUCUAGCCCGCCUGGAGUUCCUAGAACAAGCAGUAGUGUAUCUGUUAUUGAUGGCCAUCCUCUGGCGGUGAGCACUGUAAUGCCUGCAAAAGUAGAGAACGAUCUUUUUCAAGCCAUUGGCCUUCCAUAUAAUGGGUCCCGUCUGGAUAAGCACUAUCCUUGCCAUGGAGCGCUUUCUAACCAUGUGGCAAACUUUGUGCAAAUUGGUUCAUCGAAUGAUCUCAUACCAAAGGUAAACUUGCAACCUGCCAAAACUGAUUUUGACGAUAACUUGGUCACAGUAGCUGGAAGUGGGAACAGUCCUGAAAAGUUUGGGUGCUUAGGCGAGGUUAAAUUGAACACAUCAUCUGCAAGUUUGCAACUUCCUUCUGGCAACCAUGUACUUGGUCAAUUGCAUUCGGAUCUUAAGAACAAUGAAUGUCAGAGUGGAUGCAGUAGUAUUGACUCACAGCUGAAACAUGUUGAGAACACUUACACUAGACCUGACUUUUGUUCAUGUACAUCUGACUUGAAUAUUGCUUCUAUUUUGAAGGCAUUUGGUGAUGGCCAUAUUGACAAUAGCAGUUUUUCUGAAAAUAGAUCUGAGAAUCUUCUAGAUGCUAUAGUUUCCAGUGUUCGUUCCUACUCUGAUCGAAGUUCCAAUCUUCAUACAUCUGGAAAGGCCGUGUCGACCACAAUUGGCUCUUCACAUACUGAAGCUACUCCAUUUGAACUUUUGACUGUCUCGGAAAAAAAACAUGAGGCUGCUUGUGUAGCUCAACAUCUUUUGAACUCGGAAAUGGUCAUGCCAAAUUGUUGUUCUCUGUCUGAGUGCAGUGUGAGCAGAACAGCAGAAGGCUCCCAAACAGAUGGGGCCUCAAAAUCUCAAGUCAGUAUGAAGAUGGAGAGCUCAAACUUGCAACAUGAUAACACCUUGUCCAUGCACAGUGGCAGGGCAGAGGAAUCUGCAAAAGGGAAGCAGAAAAGGCCUAAGCCAGGAGAGAGCACAAGGCCAAGACCAAAAGAUCGGCAGCAGAUCCAGGAUCGUGUUAAGGAGUUGCGGGAAAUUGUACCUAAUGGAGCCAAGUGCAGCAUUGAUGCUUUGCUUGAGCGUACAAUUAAACACAUGCUUUUCCUACAAAGCGUGACCAAGCAUGCAGACAAGUUAAAACAGACUGGGGAAUCAAAGUUGAUAAGCAAGGACGGUGGCUUGCUCUUAAAGGACAACUUUGAGGGUGGGGCUACAUGGGCAUUUGAAGUUGGCUCAAAAUCCAUGGUAUGCCCUAUAAUAGUUGAGGAUCUAAAUGUGCCCCGUCAAAUGCUUGUGGAGAUGCUUUGUGAAGAGCGAGGUUUCUUCCUGGAGAUAGCAGACAUGAUUCGAGGAAUGGGAUUAACAAUCCUCAAGGGUGUGAUGGAAACCCGUGAUGACAAGAUUUGGGCACACUUUGCUGUUGAGGCAAACAGAGAUAUUACGAGGAUGGAGGUUUUUAUGUCACUUGUUCAUCUCCUGGAACAGAUUUCCAACAGUAGACCACCCAAGACUAUGACUGGAGGGCUUCCAACAUUUGAUUCAUACCAUCGAUCCUCGAUACCUGCAGCUGGAUCUAUGGAAAGGUUGCAAUGAAUAGUCAGGGUGCCUGGAUACACAAGUACUGAGAGUAGGGUAUUGCUUUGUUUGCCUACUAUGACCAGUAUUCUGGUUCCAGUCCAGAGCAUGCUACACAAUAUUGGAAUAUUAGGCCUGUGAUAUUGGUAGACAUGCCAUCGACGGGUUGAUCAAAGCUGUGAUAGUUGGUUCUUAGGAGCAAUCAGUGCGAAAUAUUUGAAAGCAUUGGUAGGGUAUGUUUUUUCUGAGAAUCUUCUUUUUUUAUCGGGGUGAGGAUUGAUGACGUGGGAACUAGAUUGAAAGCUUGUGAAGGGAGAAGGGUGUAAUUACGAGAGCUGAUGCUGAAGUUGCAAAAAGGUAGGUCUUUAAUAAGGUCAAAUUUGUUCACAUUUCCCCUUGUGACCAUUAUAUUUAGUCCCAUGAAUUUGUCAUUCUUAAUAUUCUAACUCAUAUUUAUUUUAUAUUUCCAAA
Nymphaea colorata (pocket water lily) is the source of this 3915-nucleotide messenger RNA. RefSeq lists its product as uncharacterized. The record is from RefSeq and is a predicted model, not a curated record. NCBI's taxonomy places the organism in Eukaryota, Viridiplantae, Streptophyta, Magnoliopsida, Nymphaeales, Nymphaeaceae. Gene Ontology annotation, biological process: regulation of DNA-templated transcription. Gene Ontology annotation, molecular function: DNA-binding transcription factor activity; protein dimerization activity. Bases 508 to 3462 code for a protein of 984 amino acids. The transcript has 10 exons.